GUGGUCCGUUAGUGGACGGUGGGUUGUUGAUCGUCGGUCUACCGCUUUUCCCGGAACCGGAGCCUCCAGCAGUCCCAGCCCCGACACCAGUAGCCGCAGAGGCCGGGCUGUCUUCCGCGAACCCUGGGCUUUCGGCUUCGACAUCUUCCUCGUCCCCGCUGGCUCCGGCAACGCCGCUUUCUGCGUUUCCCAUGUUUUUUAAGCAGCCUAUGGAGCCCUGAUGAUCCUUUCUCACAGUCUGAUGUCCGUUUUGAAUCUGCUUUGCUAGGUUAGACCUCUCUAACCUAUGCUCUGCUGUUCAUUACUACCGCAUUGACGUUCAGUACGUAGUGGACGAGACGAGACGUCAGUUGCAAACCAACCUGCCACAAGCCGACGUGCCGCGCAUGCGCCUUGGCGACUACGUGAACGGAAAUGCACUUGUUAUGGUUGCAAUUUUACAGAAGAUAACUUAUAUUGAUGGUUGGGUAUGGUUUUAUUCAAACCAUUUUGAUGGAAAUAAGAAUGUACGGCGAUGCAUUUUUCGCGGUUGCAUCUGUAUUAGUGGCUAUAUUAAUUAUACCUAGCGACUGGUCCACGAAACUUACAAAUGAAUGGACCCAAGAGCCCCAUAUGCGGGUUUUAAGCAGGGAUGAACUAUCAUUGUACGAUGGUGCAAGUGGCAGCAAGGGUCUUUACCUGGCGAUAAUCGGCCAGGUGUUUGAUGUCCAGAAAGGAGACAGGCACUAUGGGGUUAAUGGUGGUUAUCAUGGAAUGGCAGGUGGUCGCUCUGUAUGACUGGCUGGCCUUUUAUCAGAAGGACUACACACCUAUAGGUCGACUGGUUGGUCGAUUUUACACCGAGAAAGGGCUGCCCACAGAGGCCUUGAUGAAGUUGGAGGAAUUACUUUUCGAGGGUCAGAGGCUGAAGUCUCAGUUGCAGGCCGAGAGCCAGAAGUUCCCUUCUUGUAACUCAGAGUGGAGCCCCACCUUGGGAGGAAGAGUGUGGUGCUCAACCAAGAGCGGCGGAGUGGAAAGAUCUUGGGCAGGGGUUCCCAGGAAGCUCUUCUCCCCUGGUUCCAGCCGCUCCCGAUGUGUCUGCGUGGAAGACCCCUCAUCCGGGAGCCCCAACAUGCAGGACUAUCAGGGCUGCCAUCCAGAUAGUGACUCUUGUACACUGGAGGUCUAGCCAGUGGUUUAACUUUUAGAGAAUUAAUAAGUAUGUCAGCAUAAAGGCUGUAUAUAUAUUGUUUCAACUUUUAUUUCUUUUAAUUCAUUCUAUUGCUCAUUUCUUUUUUCCCUCUUUGUUAUAGCAUUCUUGUACAGUCCCAGGUAGCCUGUGAUUUUUCCAGAAUUCAUGUUUUGAUGUCUCGUCUAUACAUAUUUUUUUACUGUAAAAUAUCUUCAAUAGAACUACAAAUAAUCAAGUAAUAUAGUUGAAAGUACGUUUUUUUGAGGAACAUUAAAAAUGCUUUACUGUGACUUGUUUUUACAAAUUUUGUAAGAUUUAUUUAUCUGGGGUUAUUUUACUCUUGGUAUUACUCAGAAAAUUCUGCUGUUUAAGCCCACACCACAACCAAGGAGUUUCUAGCGAUUUGCUUCAUUAAACCCGUCAUAGAAUGUGGGAAUGGUAAUGAAAGAAACACAAGCACAUUCUUGUUCUGAUGACCUUUAUGUAAAUCUGUCCUCCCGUUCUCUAAAAGGAUACACAGGGAGGAACAGGCUAGAUAUCUGAGCAUACAGAUACAAUACAC
Molecule: messenger RNA, 1733 nt
Organism: Gadus chalcogrammus (walleye pollock)
Lineage: Eukaryota; Metazoa; Chordata; Actinopteri; Gadiformes; Gadidae
Product: neuferricin
Exons: 4
Coding region: 704-1168 (154 amino acids)
Cellular component (GO): membrane; endomembrane system
Source: RefSeq, a predicted model, not a curated record